This is a messenger RNA of Closterium sp. NIES-65, 954 nucleotides long. The record is from the annotation of a GenBank genome assembly. Lineage: Eukaryota; Viridiplantae; Streptophyta; Zygnematophyceae; Desmidiales; Closteriaceae.
AUGACCCGAGCACCCCAGGGCGAGCAGCAGGCAGGGGAGCAGCCGGGGGUGACCGGGGCACCCCAGGGAGUGCAGCAGGCAGGAGGGCAGCCGAGGGUGCCCGGGGAACCCCACGGAGUGCAGCAGGCAGGAGGGCAGCCGAGGGUGCCCCGGGCACCACAGGGAGUGCAGCAGGCAGGAGGGCAGCCGAGGGUGCCCGGAGCACGGCAGGGAGAGCAGCUGGCAGGGGGGCAGCUGGGGUUGACCGGGGCACCCCAGGGAGCGCAGCAGCCAGGGGGGCAGCCGAGGGUGCCCUGGGCACCCCAGGGAGCGCAGGACGACCAGGAGCAGCAGGCAGGGGGGCGAUCGAUGGACGACCAGGAGCAGCAGUUGGAGGAGUGGUGUCAACUAUUGGAGUUUGGUACCCCCAUGGCGACUGCGGAGGUGUCAGAGGCAGACGGAGAACCUCCCAGGCCGCCUUCCCUAUGCCCCCGUUUUCCUUGUGACACGUGUUUUCACACUUUCGCUACGCGAGGGGCCGCUGCAAACCACAUGAGGGUAUGCCGGGCGGCUGAGGUGGAGAGGCGUGGACAGGCUCUCGGCUCGAUUCCGUCUCUGGUGGAGACCGACACUAUGGAGGCGGUUGGAGGGAGGACAGUGCGCCGGAUCCCACAGCGGGCCAGGUCGGGGGUCUUAGACGUGCUCUGUUGCAUCCUAAAGCGCUUGAAGAGCCAACCGGGAGAUGAAGCCGCUACCCUCCUACUCUUGGCGUUUCCGCGCCUCAUCCUAGCCGUGCCUCCCAAGCCAGGCACAGGUCAGAAGGCGCUGAUCACAGAGUGGCUGGGUGCAUUCUGGGAGGGGAGGUGGCGGGAGCUGUUCGACUCUGCCAUGGCGGCGGCGCGGCUAGCAGUUCGCCCACUUUCCUACACUUGCUCUGACCAGGACCCGGAUGCCAUCCGCCUGUCACGGUGCUGA